This is a messenger RNA of Haemonchus placei, 4851 nucleotides long. The record is from the annotation of a GenBank genome assembly. Lineage: Eukaryota; Metazoa; Nematoda; Chromadorea; Rhabditida; Trichostrongylidae.
AAAGAUCUGAUCUGUUGCAAAACUUUCAGCAAAUCAUUUUCGAAGAAUCUAAUUCAUACUCUUGAUAUGGGAGAUAUUAGAAGGAACUUCAGGUGCGCCGCAGUGGUGAUCCGCAUGGCAAAUUCGUUCGACAUGACAUGUUCCCAUGAGGUGGUCUGCACUCCACGUUGUUUUCAACGAGUAAGCCGUCAGUGUCAUCGGUUGACAAUGGCGCUCGCCUCCCUUUAUGGACAUCGUCGCGAAGUGUCAUGCCAUGCCCAUGUACAAGCUUUUUUGCGAUCACUUCAAUCCUUUGCAAUGCUGAUGGAGAAAAUGAUGCAGGAAAAGGAACGCGAAAAGGAGAGAGAACGGGAAGAGGGCGUGCACAAGAAAAUAAGUGUAGUAAGUUGUAGCUUAGUUCUUAAUUUGGUUCACUCUCCAUUAUCGGCAGUUCUUAAAAGUUGCUUGCUGUUGUCACCGGAACAUUACAAGCAGUUGGUAGAAGUCUCAUGGCAACUGCUGCUUGACGAAGAUCCACAUGUUGUUCUUUCUUCUGCAUCGAUGCUCGUGGCUGCUUGUGUUCGUCGACCGGAAGAUGUAGUCAAAGUGGUGAGAAAGUCGUUGGAAUCAAAAAAUGUUACAGAAAGAACUGAAGCUAUACAAAGGUUCUAUGCACUGUGGCGGAAUAGAUUUCAUGUAUGGCUAAAGAUGGAAGAAGGCGCCCAAGCCUCGUUCAAGGUGCCUCCUCCCGGCAUCGACUUCACCCUUCCUUCCCCUCCUAUCGGUCAGAGUCAGUUGCCGGUAGUGGAUCCCCCGUGGAUGCCUCAUCUAAAGACAAAGAUCGAAGAACUCUCGCUGAAGGAGGAGGAACAUGCAACCUCGCAGACCAUUAUGACGAUGACUCGUACGCGGCGGAAACAAAAACAGGAAAUGGUCAAACGAGCCGUUAGAGAUGCUGAAGAGCGUCACUGUGAACAGCGACAGCUUUUCAGGCUGCGGUGCUCGGCAAUCGUUCAGCAAGCCGCUUACGAACCAGCUCUCUUUCAUCAUCAGGAGCAGGGAGAGGAAUCCGAAAUUUCUCACCAUCCUGCUCGACAUCCAUUGCCAGUUGCUCAACCGUUGUUUCCCUCGCCACUGCUAGCCGUCAUCCCUCUUAUUAUCGAGAUGCUGGACGAUCCACAAGUCGACAAAAACGGCGUUUCUGUCGGGGAUGUCUCUCGAAAAGUGAUCUGGACAUGUAUUGUGGAGGAUCCUUCAUUGUUCUUUCGUCACUUUCUCGAGAAGCUCACCAAUCGAGAACGACAGGUAGGAUCGAUCAUGGUGAUAACCUAUGCCGAAUAUUUAUACCUCAUGUCUCUUUUGCGCAAACUGAUCCUUCGCUUCAAUCCGCUGCCUAGUCAAGCUGCUUAUUCUCUUCUCAAUUAUUUGUUCGGGUUUGUUAUGCACUAUGUGCGAGCUCAAUGCGAAGGCUCAGAUAAGGCGCUGGGCAUGGCGCUCUCGUUGACGUGGAUUUUAGCACCGAAUGUUCACGGCCUCUAUUUCAAGGACCUCAAACAAACACUGAAGAAAGAGCAGUGUGACCAAGCCCUCAUGAUAACUGCAAACGUGCCGUCGGCUAAGAAGAUCAUCGUCCAUGGUCCAGAUUCGGGGCUAGGGGGAAUUCCAAGCCAGUUUCCCGUCCACGAAGAUACUCAGUUUCAGCAGAUUCUAAGUGAUAGUAUUGAGUUUUUCAAUAUCGACGAGAACGAGGUCAACUCAUACUUUCUAACAGAUGCUAAAACUGGUGUUCUGCACUUACCUUCUUGUUAUAUCAGGGAUUUUUACUUUUUUCAUCGCUCCUUCUAUCCACAGCUAUCUUUGGUAAAAUUGGAUUUGGACGAGGCUCAGUUGAAGAUGCGUGAAACGGCAUUCGCUCAGCGAUUCAUUGAAGUCGGAAAAGUUCUGCUCACACAUAAUAUACUCAAAUACAGUCCUCAACAUGUGAUUGCUCAACGGGUUUUCUUUCUUCACGAUGAACUGACUCAUUUGCCGUCGUUUCCUCGGAAGAGUCUCGAAACGUGCUUUGGAAUGUUUCAUGGCGAGAUGGGUGAACAGCUGAAAGCUAUGGAAGCCAUGCAUAAGUUCACGUGGGCCAAGUUGAUGUCCGACAUGUUCGAAAAGAUGGAGAACGCGUUUAUGUUUGCUGACUUGCAUCUGUUUAUCAAUGUGGUGAACGGUAUAAUGAUCAUGCACUGUGAAGAUCUUUUGAUUCUUCGUCGCUGCGCCGCCACCUAUAUCGCCAUGAGCAUCCAUUUCAAUAGCUUAUUCGCUAGUCAGGGUUUCUUCCUGAUCAUGCCUACCCUUCUGCGAUGCUAUAGUCAGCGACAGACGAAUCGCGUUUUCUGCUCAGUGGUUGAAUUUCUCUGUCGUCAGUUCUAUACACUACAUCGGAAGCCAUUUCUCCUACAAAUGUGUGGAUCCAUCGCUAAUAUCAUCGACAACAACAACAACGACUUUGAGAUCAAUCCGAUGCGAGUGAAAGCGAAGUACUGGUUCACACUUUUGAAGAACAUGGAAAACAUGGGAGACGAAACGGACCAAUUUGAUAUUCUUGGCUUGGUACCAUAUGAUAAACCGCUGAAGGCGUUGGAUCUUUGCUACCGAGACGAUCCCAACACGUUUUGUCUGCUAACUGAUGCCAUAGCUAGCUGUAUUUGUGUGUGCGCGUUUGCGCCGGAAAGUAAACGAAGUCAUCAUAUGCUGCUAGUCAUGGCAGCUCUUCAGCCUCAUCUGAUUCGUCGGAUAGAGGAGGAGACUAUGCUUCAGAACAACUCCCAUGCCGCAGUAAAGCACGAGGUGACACAGUGGACAACGAUGUGUGUAGAGAUGAAAGCUCUCAUAAACAGUUGCGAUGUUCUGGCUAGAGGACCACAACGUGCAUUUGAUCUGGUGAACACGGUAUCUGAGCGAGGAAAGUCGUUUGUCGCUGAUUCGCCACAGUUUUUUGAUCCUCCCACUACAAACGAAGAUGAGAAUAGUCGUCCGUAUCAUGUGAAGGAGAAGAAAUCCGUGGCUAUAGGCUGGGAAGCGGCUGAUGUUGAGGAAUCGCAUAAAGAGAGUUACAGACGCUCACGUGAUACACUACUUUGUUUAGCUGCUCAAUUCAUCGAAAUGGCAACACCAAGGCUGAAGGAACUGGCAAAACUCAGUUCAGCAAGUGAGCACACGAAGAUUCCCGAAGUAAUGGAUCAUAAGUGUCAUGUGAAGCUGAGUGAAAUCGCCUUGGCCCUGCUGAAGAUCGCUUCCUACGAUUUGACAACGAUGUCAUGUCUCGGUUUGCAAAAGUACUUCACGACGAUCAUGCCAGUCACCGACUGGUCGAUUGAGUCAAAUCGCUCGGCAUUGGGCAUUAUUCUAAAACGUCUAGACAAAACAAUCGCAAAGAUAGCCAAGAGACAAAGCAUUCGACGUCGGGUGAAUUGGGCAGCUUUGGCCAGCUGGAUCAAAGGGAUAUGCGAUACUUUGUCCGUCUUUCCCUACAUGGCACAUCUGAAUCCCUUGAAGUCGACUACCCAGCUCUGCUUGCGAAUUAUUGCUGGUGACACUUUUCACGAAGAGGGUGUAGUGGCAAGUCAUCCAACAACAGUACUGCACUCGUCACCACCACCGCCAGUAUUUUGCAACGCCGUACUGAGAAUGACGAUAAUUCUGAUGCAAGCAUUAGGGCAGGCAUCAUUCUCAUUGGAAAUGGUUUCUGGUGUGGAAGGUUUGGGAGCAGCAUCGGAACGUGUAGAGGCUGUACUAUGUCAUCUCCUCAUACCUCUUUUUCUGCGUACUGCAACGAAUCCGAAGGAGGCAUCGAUCAUACAAGGAAAAGAUCUGACAUUUUGUCUGUCGUUGAUGCAGCACGCUAUUUCUCCACCAGCUGGAAAGCACAGCACUGCACCGCUGGCCAACACCUCAACACUAGCCACGUCAUUCAUCAGAGGUGCUCAGCACGACAUAUCCGGGAGGCAAGGCUCCGUGUCCGUCACUGAUCGCGGGCACUCAGCAACCGUCUCAACUUUACGCAUUGUACGGGACAGCGUUUCACAGUGCAUAUACCUAGGUACCCUCAAAGUGAUGAUGCUUUGUUUUGGAAAGUUGCUCACUCCGAUGUGGCCACGUGUAGCUCGUCUCGUUAAAGGUUCCUUUGAUUUUUGGACAAUCAUUAAAAACGUGAUCAAUUGUUAUUUGAAUAUACCGAAUCUCCCCAGUCGAUAUAAUUAUCGUGGUUACCUGGACUUCUUGGAAGACCAUAAUUCUGAAUCGAGUACCAAGUGUCAAAUUGAACUGACUCAACUGAAAGAGGACCUGUCGUGUCGGCCGCUAGACCUUCCCAGGUCGUACACCCCUACGGCAACCGAUCAACAUUCGGAUUCGUCAGCUGCAUCUAUUCCUGCACGGAAAGAUCGCAGAGCGAGCACGCGGAAGCAUGCCCCGAUAAAAGAAACUGACGAAGGAACGAUCUUUGAAGAUAUCGAAGACGAGGGUGCUGAAUCAUCCCAACCGUCAAGCAGCCGGGUCACUAAGAGCCCUAGUGUGCCACUUAACAAGAUAACUACAUCGCCAAGGACUCGAUCGAUCAGUGGGUUUGGGAUGUGGCGGAGUAUACGAAGGAAGUCCCGUCACAUCUCGACGGAAAGCGAGAGCGAUGGCGAUCGAAGCCUUGAACUGGUCGAUGUUCAAAAACGAGAUGAUCCAAACCCUAACCGUACUCCUGUUCGCCGACUCACAGAAGCGUUUGUACUUCCACUGCACGAGACGCUCGACGCCAAUCGACAGCGUUGUAAGCAAUUUUGUCGUGGGGCUAAAAGCUAUCAUACACUUUCAGAGUUUUAUUUCCCUCAAUAA